AUGCCAAUUCAGAAGCAGCAGAAGUCUGUUCAGCUUUCCCGUAGGCGCCGGGGCGCUCGCACGCAGGGAGAGCAGCAGAGCCUAAGGGAGGCGCCGUUCUCGCCCGCACAGCCCUUGAGGGGGGUGUCUGCGGGUUGCUGCAGCUCUGCAGCAGCAGCAACACCAGCAGCAGCCGUAGCAGCAGCAGCCUCAGCAGCAGCAGCACCACCACCACUCUCACCACCCCCAUCCCCAUCAGCAACAGCAGCAGCAGCACCAGCAUCAGCAUCAGCAGCAGCAGCAGCAACACCAGCAUCAGCAGCAGCAGCAGCAACACCAGCGUCAGCAGCAGCAGCAGCAACACCAGCAUCAGCAGCAGCAGCAGCAUCACCCUCACCAUCCCCAUCCCCAUCAACAGCAGCAUUAGCAACAGCAGCAUCAGCGACACCAGCAUCAGCAGCAGCAGCAGCAGCAGCAGCAUGCGCGCUGCGUAGGGCCCGCCUCCGCAGCAGCUCGAUGCUGCCUGUGGGGGGCCCCCGGGGGCCCCCCCUGGUGGGGCCCCCCGAGCUGCUGCAGUGGGCAGCAGAGGCCCUGGGGGAGCCCGCGGGCUCUUUAGACUUUUCCUCUUUUGCUUCUGGCGAAGUUUUGCUGCGGCUCUUUGCCCUCAUUUGGCCGCGGGCUGUGCGCGAGCUGCCCCCCCGCCUCGCCCGCGGCUUGCUGCAGCAGCAGCAGCAGCAGCAGCAGCAGCAGCAGCAGCAGCGGGGGGAGGAGGCGGCUGCGGCGAACUGGCGCGCCAUUGAGUGGGUCCUCGACCGCGUGGGGGUGCCGCAGCACUUUGUCAGCCGCUCUCUGGUGGACCCCAGCAGCAGCAGCAGCAGCAGCAGCAGCAGCAGCAGCGGGGGCUGCUACGAGUGUCUGGUGUUGCUGUUUUUCCUCUUUUGGCUGUCCAGACACCACGAGUGCGAGUUCGUGCUGCAGCAGUCUGUACACCCCAGCUUGGCAGCAUUUAUGUCUUCCAAAGCUCCCCUUAGCUGCCUCGUGGCUGGCGGCGCUGUUGCGCUGCCUGCAGCUAUUCGGGACAAAAUCAGCAGCAGCAGCAGCAGCAGCAGCGGCAGCAGCGGAGGCGGCGGCAGCAGCGGCAGCAGCGCGCGCGGGGGAGACACGGAGCGGUGGGUUGAGGGGCGCGCGGACAGGGACAGAAGCAAAGAGACAGCCCUGAGGCUCAAGCAGCAGCAGCAGCAGCAGCAGCAGCAGCAGCAGCUGUUGCUGCAGCAGCAGCGAGAUAAUGGGGACGAAAAAGGCAACAGCCCCCGAGAAGGCAGCGGCCAGCAGCUCCUGCUGCAGACGCACCUUGAGGCUCAAAACCCGGAACAUUACCUACAGCAGCAGCAGCAGCAGCAGCUACCGCUGCAGCAGCAGCAGCAGCUACCGCUGCAGCAGCAGCUGCAGCAGCAGCAGCAUCUGCCGGAUUUCGUCGAGGAGCCAUUCAGCGUGCCUGCCGUUUACCCGGAUUUCUCGCUUUACCAAGAUGGAGGAGGAACUCCGGGUGCUGCUGCUGCUGCUGCUGCUGCUGCUGUGAGCCACCGCUCUCCCUCUGCUGCGCCUUCUCGCGUUGUCGGCGGGGCCUUCAGCAGCGACGGGACGUUCUGCGCAGAAGCAGCAGCAGCAGAAGCAGCAGCGGCAGAAGCAGCAGCAGAAGCAGCAGCAGAUGCUGCUGCUGCUGCUGCUGCUGCAGCAGAAACGAGGGAGAGACGGGGAAGCUGCCGAGAAGUGCAUGUGCAGACUGAAGCAGCAGCAGCACCCCUAGCGAGUCAGGAGCAGCAGAGGCAGCUGCAGCAGCUGCAGCAGCAGCUGCAGCAGCAGCUGCAGCAGCGGCAGCUGCUGCCUCUCGAGUGGAGCGGGGAGAGCCAAAGGGUGAAGGGGGAGCAGCUAAUAGAGCUGCUGCAGCACCAGAACGAGCUGCUGCAGCAGCAGCUGCAGCGGGCGUCUGAGGAAACAGCAGCGGUGCAGCGGCUGCAUGCACAGCAGCAGCAGGAGCAGCAGGCAGCAGCAGCAGCGGCACUGCAACGCGUCAAGGAGCAGUGCUGCAAUGAGCUGCUGCAGCAGCAGCUGCAGCAAGCAGCAGCAAUUCAAACCAUGUGGCGGCAGCUGGACCUGCGCCUGCGGCAGCUAGAAGAUGAUGUUGCUAUGGACAUCGAGGUUCUCGCAGCAGCAAACAGCAGCAGCAGCAGCAGCAGCAGCAGCAGCGGCGCCGGAGUGGAGGCCCCGAAAGGGCCUCCAGCUACCCCCGACGCGGGGGAGCCGCCCGCAACACCAGCAGCAGCAGCAGCAGCAACAGCAGCAGCAGCAGCAGCAGCAGCAGCAGAGCCUGCUGCUGUUGCGAAAGUGAGGAAGCUGGAGGCGGUGAUGGAGGAGCGGCUGCGGGCGAGAGAUGCAGCAAAUGAAGAAGUCCGUUUGCUGCUGCAGCAGACGCAGCAGCAAUGUGCUGCUUUCCGGAGAGACAGCGAAGCCCGCUGGCAGCAGCAGCAGCGCUGCGAAGAGCUCAAGGAGCAGCUGCUGCAGCUGCUGCACACCGAGGAAGCAGCAGCAGCAGCCCCAGCAGCAGCAACUUCAGCAGCAGCAGCAGCAGAGCCGGGUAGUGCUUCCGGCGCGCUGGUCCGCGCCAACAGCAGCAGCAGCAGCAGCAGCAGCGAUUGGGAUAUGUGUUUUUCUGCUGCUAGGGAGUCACUGCGUGAGCUGCUGCAGCAGCUGCUGCAGCAGCUGCAGCACAGCAGCCCGCAGCUGCUGCAGCAUUCCCCGGUGCAGCAGCAGCUGCUGUCAGCUUUAAUUCAUUCUGUGGCUCUCAGCCGCAUCCAGCGGGCCCGCGACAGCCAAACUAAUUUGCUGCUGCAGCGGCAGGUGCAGCAGCAGCAGCAGCUGCAGCAAGCACAGCGGGGGGGCCCCCCCGGGGGGCCCCGCACCACCAAAGACAGACUUAUUCAGCUCUUUUGGCUGCUCCUUGGGGACUUCUACAGGUUUAAAGCGCGGCUGGAAGAGGGACGGCAGCAGCUGCUGCAGCAGCAGCAGCAGCUGCAGCAGCUGCAGCAGCAGAAAGUGGAGUUGGAGGCGGCGGCACAAGAACAAGUGAGGCUGCUGCUGCAGGCGAGGGAGCAGCAGCAAAAGGGGAGGGAGGUUUUGCUGCAGCUGCUGCACAAGGCUGACAGCAAGAGAUUCGAAACCAUUCUCGCAGCAGUGAGUUCUGCAGAAGCCCAAAACCGCCUUUUGCAGCAGCGCGAAGCUUUUUGGAGGAACUUGGCGAAAGCCCUCUCGCAGCAGCUGCAGCAGCCCUCAGCAGCAGCAGAAAGAGCCAUUCAAGAUUUGUGGGAGCAGCUCGCGGGGUCUCAGCUGCUGCUGCUGGACAGCAGCAGCAGCAGCAGCAGCAGCAGCAUGUGCGACUCUGCUGCUGCUGCUGCUGCCUUCUUGCUGCAGCAGCAGCAGCAGCAGCAAGAAGGCAGCAGGGCGGGCAACGAUAGAGGAGACAGCACCUCAAGGUCCUCUGUUUCUCGCCAAGGUCCCACAGCCUCAGCUGCUGCUGCUGCUGCUGCUGUUGCUAGGCAGCCGGGCAGAUUUGCUGCUCGCUGCAGCAGCAGCAAAAGCCUUACUGCAGCAGCAGCAGCAGCAGCAGCAGCAGCAGCAGCAAAGGCGAGAGGCCGCGGCCCCUCUCCAGUCCAGCGGGAGUACAGCCCCCGAGUUGUUGCUGCAGCAGCAGCAGCAGCAAAUGAAACAGCAGCAGCAGCAACAGCAGAAAGCGAAGCAGCAGCAGCAGCAGCAGAUCGGUGGAGUACCGAUGACGCCUUCUCUCUCUGCCUCAAGGAGAUUUGCUCUCAGAGCGAAACCACAGAGCCCAUUUGCUGCAGCAGCAGCAGCAGCAGCAGGAGCUGCUUCUGCGGAGCUUCUCGCGGGCUGCUGCUGCAGCAAGAUGGGGACAGCGAGCCCAUUUGCUGCUGCGCUUUUGCAGCAGCAGAGGCGGGAGAUUCAAAAGGAGACAAAAAAGAGGCAGCAGAAGCGCUGCAGCAGCAAAAGGGGGCAGGAGACACGCUGCUGCUGCUGCAGCAGCAGCUACAGCAAGCAGCAAGGGAAGCCACCGCGCUGCUGCAGCAGCAGCAGCAGCUCUUAGAAGCAGAAGUGGAAGAACUCAAGCGGGAGAAUGAGCAGCUUCUUGAGGCCAAGAAAAAGCACGAACGGGACGUGCAGGCAGCAGAUGGGCUGCGGAGCUCGCUGUCCGCUGCAGCAGCAGCAGCAGCAGCAGCAAAAAGCAGCAGCAAGCAGCAGCUGCUGGCUCUCCAAAUACAGACCAGAGAAGCAAGGCUUAUUAUUGCUGCUGUUGCUGCUGAAGGGGGGCCCCACACCCAGGCACUUUGUGCUGCUUACCUCGAAGCAGCAGCAGACGCUGCUGCUGCUGCUGGUGCUGCAGCGGUCGCCGAUGCUGCUGCUGCAGCAGACACGGGAGAAGCUGCUGCAGCAGCAGCAGACGCUGCUGCUGCAACGGAUGCUGAUUCUGCUGCAGCAGCAACGGACCGUGAAGCAAAGGCCGAUGAAAAUGUGAAUGCAACAGUAAAGGCAGCAGCAGCAGCAGCAGCAGCAGCAAAGGCGCAGAGGCAGCAAAAAGAACAGCAGCAGCAGCCGAAGCACCAGCCUAUAGCAAGCCCCCCAUCUCCCGCAGCAGCAGCAGCAGCAGGCUGGAGCUGCAUGCGGCGUCAAAGCGAAUUCUGCGGCAUCUGGUCUGAAGCAGCAGCAGCAGAAGCAACAGCAGCAGCAGCAGUAGCAGCAACAGAAGCAGCAGCAAGUGACACCGACGGCGAGGCCCUUACUCCUCCAUUUAAGCAUCUUUUACCUCUCUCAGCCAGCAGCAAAGACAAAACAGCAGCAUCAGCAGCAGCAGCAGCAACAGGAGCAGGAGCAGCAGCAGCAGCAGAAAAGUGGCCUCGCAAGCACUUGAAGGAGGAAAGGGAAAUGAUUUUAAAUCAAAAAAUAAAUUUGGAAGAUAUCAACUUUGCUGUUAAGGCCUAUUUGCUCGAAGGAGGCUUCAGCAAAACCCUCAACGCCCUCAGGGACAAAAUUUCUUUUAAUUACAACUUCCAUUUGCUGCUGCUGUUUGGUUUGCUGCAGCAGCAGCGGGGGAGUCGGAAGCAGCAGCAAAAGGAGAAAAAGCAAAUGAAUUAA
This is a messenger RNA of Eimeria tenella, 5181 nucleotides long. RefSeq lists its product as uncharacterized. The record is from RefSeq and is a predicted model, not a curated record. NCBI's taxonomy places the organism in Eukaryota, Apicomplexa, Conoidasida, Eucoccidiorida, Eimeriidae. The transcript is spliced from 13 exons. The coding region runs from base 1 to 5181 and encodes 1726 amino acids.